Messenger RNA from Symbiodinium necroappetens, 813 nucleotides. NCBI's taxonomy places the organism in Eukaryota, Dinophyceae, Suessiales, Symbiodiniaceae. The record is from the annotation of a GenBank genome assembly.
AUGAUGAUGAUGGUGAUGACGAUCAAGCUGAUGAUUGUCAAUGUGUUGUUGAUGAACAGGAAGACCAACGGCCUCAGCAGCGGGUCCAAGCGGUACCGAGCACGAUUCGUGUUCGUAGGUGCAGGUGGCUAUUCCCUUCCGGUUUUGCAGCGAUCGGGCAUCCCAGAGAUCCGAGGGUUCAUGGGGUUCCCGAUCAGUGGCGAGUUCCUGGUGUGCCAGAACCCCGAUGUGGCCAGCAAGCACGUGAGCAAAGUCUACGGCAAGGCUGCCAUUGGCGCUCCCCCGAUGUCAGUGCCGCACCUCGAUGCCCGGCGAAUCGGUGGGCAGCCAGUGCUCCUCUUUGGGCCAUUCGCGGGCUUCAGUCCAAGGUUUCUCAAAUCCGGCUCCCUGACCGACCUCUUCAGAUCAAUCAGGUGUAGCAACAUCAUCCCAGCGGCCGCAGCGGGGCUUCAGAACCUGGACCUCUCCCUGUAUUUGCUGAAGCAGCUCAUGGCCAGCAAGUCGCAGAAGCUCGCGGAACUGAGACAGUUCGUCCCAGACGCAAAGGCCGAGGACUGGACCUUGGUGACCGCCGGACAGCGCGUCCAGAUCAUCAAGGGUGACCCCAAGAAGACAGGCAUCCUCCAGUUCGGCACCGAGGUGGUGGCAGCAGAGGAUGGCUCCCUGGCCGGGCUGCUGGGGGCCUCGCCCGGGGCAUCGACUGCCGUGCAGGUUUCGCUCGAUGUCUUGGCGAGCUGCUUCCCAGAGGAUCUGAAGAGGUGGGGCCCUAAACUUCGGGAGAUGAUCCCCAGCUUCGGCAGCCGCCUCUCCGAG